Molecule: messenger RNA, 390 nt
Organism: Pseudozyma hubeiensis SY62
Lineage: Eukaryota; Fungi; Basidiomycota; Ustilaginomycetes; Ustilaginales; Ustilaginaceae
Product: potential mitochondrial complex
Exons: 2
Coding region: 1-390 (129 amino acids)
Biological process (GO): mitochondrial electron transport, NADH to ubiquinone
Source: RefSeq, a predicted model, not a curated record
AUGUUCGUCACACCGCUGCUGCGCAACGCAGGCGCAUCCAGCUCCAAAGCUGCCACCGCAUCCGCUUUCUCGCAGGCACACAAGUCGUACGUCAAGUCGCUCUACCGACGCUACCUCAAGAACUCGCUCGACUGGUGCAUCCGUAGGGAUGUAUGGAGAGACCGUGCUAUCGAGAUUCGUGUCGCCUUUGAACGUAACCGCAACAUCCGCAACCCAAGGGAGCUGGCUACUCUGUUCGAAAAGGCCGAGAAGGAAUUGAAGCGAGUUCAGCAUCCCGAUCCACACCGACCUGCUAUGUUCGAAGAUGGUACCAAAUGGGAGCGCAACCUUCCACCUCCCAUGUUUUCCGAAGCCGAGAAGAAGGCUGCUCUCGAAGCACAGCACCAUUAG